GUACAAGAAGCCUUCAUGACUUACACAGUGUAUGAUGAUAUUAUCACCAUUAAGCUUAUCCAAGAGGCCCAGAAGGUUCUGGGUGUCUCCGUGGAAGCCAUUCUGAAACUCUUUGGCGAAUACUUCUUUAAAUUCUGUAAGAUGUCUGGCUAUGACAGGAUGCUGCGGACACUGGGAGGGAAUCUUGUGGAGUUUAUUGAAAAUCUGGAUGCCCUCCACAGUUACCUCGCGCUGUCUUAUCAGGAGAUGAAUGCGCCAUCGUUUCGUGUGGAGAAAGGAGCAGACGGGAAAAUGCUUCUUCAUUACUACUCUGAUAGAAGUGGUCUGUGUCACAUUGUACCAGGUAUCAUUAAGGCUGUGGCCCAGGACUUCUUUGACAUUGAUGUAAACAUGGAAAUACUUGACAUAAAUGAAGAGGAGGAGAGGACAGGGAAAAAGGAGCACAUUGUGUUUCUGGUUGUGCAGAAGACAUACAGACAGAUGAGAAGAGCAAAUCCAGGCAGGUCACAAGAAGGCCAGGACGUCCAGAGAGACCAAGAGGCCCUUGAGACAGCUUUUCUUAGAAUGAAGGAGAAGUAUCUGAGCGUAUGUCUUUGUCCCAUGAAGAAAUCUCGCUGGGAUAUUGUGAGAAGCAUAGUCAUGUUUGGAAAAGGGCAUCUCAUGAACACCUUUGAGAUGGUUUAUCCUGAGAGACUCUGGAUUGAAGAGAAAACAUUCUGCAAUGCCUUUCCUUUCCACAUUGUGUUUGAUGAGUCGCUGAGGGUCAAGCAAGCCGGAGUGAACAUCCAGAAGUAUGUCCCAGGACUCCUAACCCAGAAGAUUCGAGUAGACGAGCAUUUCUGCAUCGUUCAUCCCCAAGUUACCUUCAACAUCUUCAGCAUCUGCAAGUUUAGCAACAGUCAAUUUGUCUUGAAAACACGACGAAAAAUGAUGCCUGAAGUGUGGAAAACAAAGCCCAUGCUCAAACUCCGAGGCCAGAUGAUCUGGAUGGAGUCCAUGCGGUGCAUGGUAUACAUGUGCUCACCGAAGCUGCGCAGCCUGCAGGAGCUGGAGGAGCGCAAGAUGCACCUUUCUGACAUCGCACCCCACGACGCCACCAGGGAUCUCAUCCUCCUGAACCAGCAGCGGCUGGCUGAGAUCGAGCUGUCCAACCAGCUAGAGAGGAAGAAGGAGGAGCUGCGGGUCCUCUCCAAGCACCUGGCCUUAGAAAAGAAGAAAACGGAGACCUUGCUGUACGCCAUGCUGCCUGAACACGUGGCCAACCAGCUGAAGGAGGGCAAAAAGGUCGCUGCAGGAGAAUUUAAAACCUGCACAAUUCUUUUCAGUGAUGUGGUGACCUUCACUAGCAUCUGUGCUGCCUGCGAACCUAUUCAAAUAGUGACUAUGCUGAACUCCAUGUACUCCAGGUUUGACAGGUUAACCAGCAUCCACGGUGUCUACAAAGUGGAAACCAUAGGAGAUGCUUAUAUGGUGGUUGGGGGCGUACCAGUGCCUGUUGGAAACCAUGCUCAAAGAGUGGCUAAUUUUGCAUUGGGGAUGAGAAUUUCUGCAAGAGAGGUGGUGAAUCCUGUUACCGGAGAGCCCAUCCAGGUAGAGAUGGGGAUCCACACUGGACCUGUCUUAGCAGGCGUCGUGGGGGACAAAAUGCCCCGGUACUGCUUGUUUGGUGACACUGUGAACACAGCAUCUAGGAUGCAAAGUCAUGGACUUCCCGACAAAGUGCACAUCAGCCCCACGGCCUACAGAGCCCUGGAAAAUCAAGGGUUUGAAAUAAUUGAGAGGGGCGAAAUUGAAGUGAAAGGUAAAGGAAAAAUGACCACAUACUUUUUGAUCCAGAACUUGAAGGCCACAGAGGAUGACAUCAUGGGGAAGCCUAAAAUCCGUCUGGAUCACAAGGGUAAGCAAAAGAAUGGGAGACCUGCCCUUCCCAUCUCCCCUGGAGCUCAGGGCUGGGGACUCCAGCAGGCUGGGGAAGGCCAGGGACUCUCAGGGAGCCCCAAGUCCUCAAACGGCUUCCCAAGUGCCGUGAGAACGUGA
Messenger RNA from Loxodonta africana (African savanna elephant), 2037 nucleotides. Its product is annotated as guanylate cyclase soluble subunit beta-2-like. NCBI's taxonomy places the organism in Eukaryota, Metazoa, Chordata, Mammalia, Proboscidea, Elephantidae. The record is from RefSeq and is a predicted model, not a curated record. Gene Ontology annotation, biological process: response to oxygen levels; cGMP biosynthetic process. The transcript is spliced from 13 exons. Gene Ontology annotation, molecular function: guanylate cyclase activity; heme binding. Gene Ontology annotation, cellular component: guanylate cyclase complex, soluble. The coding region runs from base 16 to 2037 and encodes 673 amino acids.